AUGCCACUUUUGGAUGAGGUGGUGUUGGUCUUUGCGCUCAGCAUCGGGGCCCUCGGAAUAUACUUCAUAGACUCAUCAGAUCCGAUAGAAUCCUGCCAGAAUUUCUGGAAAGAUUUCACGUUACAGAUCGAUAUGGCCUUCAAUGUCUUCUUCCUACUUUACUUUGGACUGCGCUUUAUAGCGGCCAAUGAUAAACUAUGGUUCUGGCUGGAGGUCAACUCAGUGGUAGACUUCUUUACUGUUCCUCCCGUGUUUGUUUCUGUCUACUUGAACAGAAGCUGGCUCGGCUUAAGAUUUCUAAGAGCACUACGAUUGAUACAGUUUUCGGAAAUACUUCAGUUUUUGAACAUCUUGAAAACAAGCAAUUCCAUCAAGCUGGUAAACCUGUGUUCCAUCUUCAUCAGCACAUGGCUCACAGCGGCAGGAUUCAUACAUUUGGUUGAAAACUCAGGGGAUCCCUGGGAAAACUUCCAGAAUUCUCAAGUACUUUCCUAUUGGGAAUGUGUCUAUUUGCUGAUGGUGACGAUGUCUACAGUGGGCUAUGGGGACGUCUAUGCAAAAACCACCUUGGGGCGCCUGUUUAUGGUCUUCUUCAUCCUGGGUGGUUUGGCCAUGUUUGCCAGCUACGUCCCUGAAAUCAUAGAGUUAAUAGGAAACCGAAAGAAAUAUGGUGGUUCCUAUAGUGCGGUUAAUGGGAGAAAGCACAUUGUGGUCUGUGGUCAUAUUACCCUCGAAAGUGUCUCCAACUUCCUCAAAGACUUCCUACACAAGGACAGGGAUGAUGUCAAUGUUGAAAUUGUUUUUCUCCAUAAUAUUUCCCCUAAUCUUGAGCUGGAAGCCUUAUUCAAACGACAUUUUACGCAAGUAGAAUUCUACCAAGGAUCUGUUCUCAACCCUCACGACCUCGCCAGAGUGAAGAUCGAGUCAGCAGAUGCCUGCUUAAUCCUAGCCAAUAAAUACUGUGCAGAUCCUGAUGCUGAAGAUGCCUCCAACAUCAUGAGGGUUAUUUCGAUCAAGAACUACCAUCCCAAGAUCAGAAUAAUCACACAAAUGCUACAGUAUCACAAUAAGGCCCAUCUGCUUAACAUUCCGAGCUGGAACUGGAGAGAGGGUGACGAUGCGAUCUGCCUGGCGGAGCUGAAGGCAGGCUUCAUAGCCCAGAGCUGUCUGGCCCAGGGCCUGUCCACCAUGCUCGCCAACCUCUUCUCUAUGAGGUCCUUCAUUGAGAUUGAGGAGGACACAUGGCAGAAGUAUUACCUAGAAGGGGUGGCUAAUGAGAUGUACACAGAGUAUUUGUCCAGUGCCUUUGUCGGCCUCACCUUCCCAACUAUCUGUGAGCUGUGUUACGUGAAGCUGAAGCUGUUGCUUAUUGCCAUCGAAUACAAGUCGGAGCAGAGAGAGAGCAGCAUCCUCAUUAACCCGGGAAACAAUGUGAAGAUGCAGGAGGGAACUCUUGGGUUCUUUAUUGCCAGUGAUGCCAAAGAAGUGAAGAGGGCAUUUUUCUACUGCAAAGCUUGUCAUGACGACAUCACAGACCCUAAGCGGAUAAAGAAGUGUGGUUGCAAACGACUGAUUUAUUCCAGGAUGUCCGUCUACAAAAGAAUGAAACUGGCAUGUUGUUUUGAUUGCGGCCGUUCAGAGCAAGACUGCUCUUGCAUGUCAAGCAGUGUACAUAGUAACAUGGACACCCUUCAGAGGGCCUACCCACUUUCCUCUGUCUCUGUUCAUGAUUGCGCAACCACUUUACGUGCCUCCAAAUAUAAGUAUAAUGGAUAUGUCAGAUCACCAGCAGAUGGCGCUACAACACCAGGGAACAGUGGAAGUCAAAAAGAGGCUGGCGUUCGAUUCAAAGCUGAUUGCAAUUUAGUCGAAGACGAGCAUCCGUCAACUCUCUCGCCCAAAAAAAAGCAGCGCAAUGGAGGGAUGCGAAACUCACCCAACAACUCGCCCAAAAUGAUGAGUCGACACGACCCCCUUCUUAUUCCUGGAAAUGAACAAAUCGAGAGCAUGGACAUGAACGUGAAGAGGUAUGACUCGACAGGGAUGUUUCACUGGUGCCCGUCAAAGGAGAUCGAAAAAGUCAUCCUGACCCGGAGUGAAGCCUCCAUGACAGUACUGAGCGGCCAUGUGGUGGUCUGUAUAUUUGGGGAUGUCACGUCCGCUUUGGUGGGGCUGCGAAACUUGGUGAUGCCUUUAAGAGCCAGUAACUUCCAUUACCACGAACUAAAGCCAAUAGUUUUUGUGGGCUCGCUGGAAUACCUGCGAAGAGAGUGGGAGACUUUACACAACUUCCCUAAGGUCUCCAUCUUACCUGGUACGCCAUUAAGUCGGGCAGAUUUAAGGGCUGUCAACAUCAACCUCUGCGACAUGUGCGUAAUACUGUCAGCCAAUCAGAACAAUAUCGAAGAUGCCUCACUGCAGGAUAAGGAAUGCAUCUUGGCAUCACUCAACAUCAAAUCUAUGCAGUUUGAUGACAGCAUUGGGGUCUUACAGGCUAAUUCCCAAGGUUUCACGCCUCCUGGAAUGGACCGGUCAUCUCCAGACAGCAGUCCAGUACAUGGCUUUGUGCGUCAGGCUUCCGUCACCACCGGAGCCAACAUCCCCAUCAUCACAGAACUAGUGAACGACUCUAACGUUCAGUUCCUGGACCAAGACGAUGAUGACGACCCAGACACGGAGCUGUACCUCACUCAGCCCUUUGCCUGCGGCACUGCCUUCGCUGUCAGUGUACUCGACUCCCUGAUGAGCGCGACAUACUUCAAUGAUAACAUCCUCACACUGAUUCGGACGCUGGUCACAGGGGGGGCCACACCAGAGCUGGAGGCCCUGUUGGCUGAGGAGAACGCUCUCAGAGGAGGAUACAGCACACCGCAGACACUGGCCAACAGAGACAGGUGUCGCGUCGCCCAGCUAGCCCUCUACGACGGGCCUUUUGCAGACUUGGGGGAUGGCGGCUGCUAUGGGGACUUAUUCUGUAAAGCACUGAAGACGUACAACAUGCUGUGCUUUGGAAUCUACAGAUUAAGAGACGCUCACAUCAAUGGACCGAGCCCGUGCACAAAGCGAUAUGUGAUCACGAACCCACCGUAUGAGUUUGAGCUGGUGCCCUCAGACCUGAUCUUCUGCCUGAUGCAGUUUGACCACAACGCAGGCCAGUCCCGAACAAACUUGUCCCACUCUUCCCACUCCUCCCAUUCCUCCAGCAAAAAGAGCUCCUCCGUCCACUCCAUCCCAGCCUCCAACCGGCAGAACCGCACCAGUAAGACCAGGGAGCCCCGCGACAAACAGAAUGCAACAAGGAUGAAUAGAAUGGGCCAAGGUAUGCAAGUUAACGAUUCUGCAUGA
This is a messenger RNA of Notothenia coriiceps (black rockcod), 3345 nucleotides long. It is a transcript of the gene kcnma1a, whose product is annotated as potassium large conductance calcium-activated channel, subfamily M, alpha member 1a. Gene Ontology annotation, molecular function: large conductance calcium-activated potassium channel activity. NCBI's taxonomy places the organism in Eukaryota, Metazoa, Chordata, Actinopteri, Perciformes, Nototheniidae. Gene Ontology annotation, biological process: potassium ion transmembrane transport. The record is from RefSeq and is a predicted model, not a curated record. The coding region runs from base 1 to 3345 and encodes 1114 amino acids. The transcript is spliced from 31 exons. Gene Ontology annotation, cellular component: postsynaptic membrane.